Messenger RNA from Sitophilus oryzae (rice weevil), 1735 nucleotides. RefSeq names its product protein peste-like. The record is from RefSeq and is a predicted model, not a curated record. The transcript has 9 exons. NCBI's taxonomy places the organism in Eukaryota, Metazoa, Arthropoda, Insecta, Coleoptera, Curculionidae. Bases 215 to 1675 code for a protein of 486 amino acids. Gene Ontology annotation, cellular component: membrane; cytoplasm. Gene Ontology annotation, molecular function: scavenger receptor activity.
UCAGCAGUAAGAGAAGUAUUAUCACUUCGAGAGGUCACUGGUUGAAAGAUAAGAAGAAUGUAUUGAAUCAAUACUAUUUUCUCGUAGAACAAUUUUAAUGUUUGUCGUUAAACGUUGGUGCUUGUGUUUUUGGUGAUUGAUGUAGAGGAGUUUUUUGUGCUGAAAGUUAUGGAUUAAAUUUAAAAACAUAGAAAAAAUCUUCACAUCGCCAAUUAUGACAAAACGAAAGCAAUGCACACAACUCUGUCUAUUAAUAGGAGGAAUUACAUUUAUUAGUUUUGGAUUAUUAAUAUCUGUUUAUAUUGAAUAUAUUUAUGAACUGCUGCUCAAUCAGGCUUUGAAAUUUACCCCAGAUUCAGAGGCAUUUAAGGCAUGGAAAAUUAAUGAACCGCCUUUAGAUUUAAAUCUGUAUCUUUUUAACUGGACAAAUCCAGAUGACAUUACAGAUCCUACCGUUAAGCCACAUUUUGAAGAAGUAGGACCUUAUAGUGUAAAAGAAGUCAAAGAAAAAACUAAUCUCACAUGGCAUGACAACAGUACAAUUAGUUAUCGAUUUAGAAAGUUUUAUUACUAUGAUUCAAAAAGUAGUCCAAGAAAAAUGGAAGAUGAUAAUAUUACAACAAUUAAUACAGUCCCAUUGACGAUAGGUUUCAAGGCAAAGAAUUUUAGUUUCUUCUUGAAAAGAUUGAUAUCGAUGUCACUGUCGAGCAUUUCCAAAUUGUAUGUUAGAAAAACAGCCAAGGAAAUACUUUUUGAUGGAUAUGAAGAAGGUAUUCUUAGUGUUUUAAGUAGCUUGCCUUUAGUCGAUGUCCAGAACAAAUUCGGAAUUUUUUAUGGGAGGAAUGGAACAAUAGAUAAUAACUCAAUAAUGAGUAUGUAUACCAAAAACGACGAAAACUUUGGACAGCAACUGACGUGGAACUAUAAGAAUCACACAGACUUUUAUCGCGGACAUUGUAAUGAUGUCAGGGGAUCAGCCGGUGAAUUCUAUCCUCUGAAUAUUAAGAAAACAAAGAUAGUAUUAUACUCUGCCGAAUUAUGUAAAUACGCAGAAUUAGAAUUUGUAAGAGAAGAAGAGAUAAAAGGUGUAAUGGGGUACCGAUUUACAGCAGAUAAUAUAUUUGAUAACGGAACCCUACGACCAGAAAAUCGCUGCUUUUGUGGAGACGAAUGUAUCCCGUCAGGAGUACUGGAUAUCAGCGUAUGCAGACAAAACUCACCUACUUAUCUUUCGUUUCCCCAUUUCCAUGCUGCCGAUUCAUACUACACCGAUCCAAUUGACGGCAUGAGGCCUAACAAGAGCAAGCACGAAUUUUAUAUGGUGAUAGAACCGAAUUCCGGCAUCAUUAUGGAACUUUCUGCAAAUAUGCAACUGAAUAUGUUGCUUCAGCCUAUACAAGGACUUAGUUUAUAUAGAAAUAUGCCAAAGAUUUACAUGCCAAUAUUCUAUUUUAGUCAAACAGUUGAACUGAACGACGAUUUAGCUAUUAAACUAAGAGUAAUUCAAGGAUUACCGGACUAUUUACGAUAUUCUUCAUUCUUUUUAAUUGUAAUAGGAAUAUUCCUAACCAUUUGGGCUGCAUGUUUAAUGUUUAAUUUUUGUUUGCCUUCUGAUAUUAUUAAAAAAGACUUUCCAGAAGAAAUUCCUUUAAAUGAAAAGAUAGUAAAGAUGUGACAAAAAUAUUUAGAUAAUAUUUUUAUACUAAUUUUGUAAAUAAAUCGACUUUUUGUACUA